Osmerus eperlanus (European smelt) is the source of this 1694-nucleotide messenger RNA. It is a transcript of the gene sack1a, whose product is annotated as protein FAM83A. Gene Ontology annotation, biological process: epidermal growth factor receptor signaling pathway. NCBI's taxonomy places the organism in Eukaryota, Metazoa, Chordata, Actinopteri, Osmeriformes, Osmeridae. The transcript is spliced from 4 exons. Bases 43 to 1440 code for a protein of 465 amino acids. The record is from RefSeq and is a predicted model, not a curated record. Gene Ontology annotation, molecular function: protein kinase binding.
CGAACGCUCCGGGGCACAGAAGGGGUGGUGACAGUUGGAGAUAUGGUGCGUGUGUACGUGGCUGCUCCUCUCACAGGUGGAGAAACGGCAACAUUGCCACUCUGGAUCCCGCAGAACAACGGUCUGUCUAUGCUGUCGUACCGGAGGUCCAAGCCUUUGGGUAAGGUGAGACGGCGUCUCCUGGACAUCAGGAGCCCCACCUCGCCGGUGGCCCUGCUAGAUCUCAGCCACAACGAAAACAUCCGUUUGGCCACCGAUGCCCUCCUCGACCAAGGCCGGCAGGCCUACCAGGAAGUGCUGGCCAGAGAAGGAGAGGUGGACUUCCUGUCUUCUGAGGAGAAGCGGUACAUUUUGGAGAGCGCCAGGGAGCAAAGCUGCGGCGUUUGUGAAGCAGAGGAGGGAGGAGAUGGCGUAGGGUCGACACCCUCCGAGUUCUUGCAGUCUGACGACCAGAGCUGCUGCCCCCUUGUAUCUGAGAGUAACAUCCCCACACUGGAAGAUAGCUGUCAGGCAAGAUUUGGCCACCACCUACAGGGCACACCCAGCGUGGAGGUCUGCUUCCAGUCAGACAGAGCUACCAGCAUGAAAGACUUAGUCAGGGAGUUCAUCAGCAAAUCCACCAAGGAGGUUGCAAUAGUUAUGGACACCUUCACUGAUGUGGAGGUGUUCUGUGACAUUCUGGAAGCAAUGAAGCGCGGCGCGUCGGUCCAUCUCCUCCUGGACCAUCUCAACGUGGCCCUAUUUGAGAACAUGUGUGGGGAUCUCCACAUCAGCUGCACCCAUCUUACUAAUAUGUCUGUUCGCAGUGUGCGAGGGGAGACCUACUGUUCAAAGUCUGGCAGGAAAGUGACUGGUCAGAUCAAAGAGAAGUUCAUCAUCUUAGACAGCAUCGAGGUGCUGGCUGGAUCAUACAGUUUCACCUGGCUUUCCUGGCAGGUCCACAGGAACCUGGCUGCCAUCUUCAAGGGCAGUGCAGUCCAACCCUUCCACCAGGAGUUCACACGACUCUACGCUUGUUCCCAACCUAUACCAGGUCUCUAUGUUACCGGCCAGUCCAAACUUCCUCCAUCUGUCCUCCAUCUCCAAGAGAAACAACCAAUGUCUACAUUCAUUCAAACCCACCUUACCCAGCUGGAACAAGCAGCUACCCCACCCCUACCCCACCUCCCCCGGCCAGACGUCCAGCCAGCUUCCCUGGGCCUAGGGAACCAGCGGUUGUACAUGGCCCCCCAAGGGCUCCAAUGGAUGCCCCAGAGGCACACCAACAUCAACAGGCCCAUGGCGCACCAGAGUUUUUUCUCUAGUGAUCUCAGUGAUGGACACUUACCCUGGCAUUUCCCAAACAGCAAUGCCAGACCUCUAGGAGGGACAGUGGGCUUGAUAUAUAGGCACCAUCUUCUCAUGACCAAUCUGUGGUUCACACAUAAGUCAUCUGAAUAACUCAGUAGUGACUGGGCAGAAUUUCAGUUAGAAUCACAUAUUUGAAUAUCGUAGAAAAAUCUGCCUUUUGUCAACUUGUGUUUUCUGCAGAGAUUGUCUGAAGCCUUUCCUAAAUGACCAUCAGUUCAUUUGACAUUUUAUACAAAACAUUCAUGGUUAAUAUAUGUAGGAGAUUGAUUGCAAGAGAUUGGACAGGAUUCACAUUUAUGCUUUUCCUGUUUGUACUGUAUUUUGUUCAACAGGUCAUCGUGAUA